AUGACGACGAUUGGUGCACAAAAUGGGACAAGAGAAAUACAAGUAGGGGUGAUUCUUGAUAUGGAUUCUUAUAUCGGAAAGAGCAGUCGGGUUUGCAUUUCAAUGGCUUUAGAAGAUUUUUAUGAUGAUAAUAACGGGUCUACCGUCAUCAUACGCCCUCACUACCGAGAUCCCGGAAAUAACGACAUUCAAGCUGCCUCUGCUGCCAUAGACCUUCUAAAAAACUCUCAAGUCAUGGCAAUUCUUGGACCCCAACAAUCGUCUCAGGCAAAUUUUAUACUUGAUAUUGCUGAGAAAUCCAAGGUUCCCAUGAUAUCCUCAGCCACCAGUCCUGAUCUCUCCCCAAAUGCAAACAACUUCUUCAUCCGCACAGCACAAGCUUCCUCCACACAAGCCCAACCCAUUGCAGCCAUUAUCAAGUCCUUCGGAUGGAGGGAAGUCGUCUUGGUUUUCGAGGAUUCUGAUUUCGGAAGGGGCCUCAUUCCCUAUUUAUCUGAUGCCAUGGAAAACAUUACUACUCACGUGAAUCGAUGCAUCCUGUUGCCUCCUUCCUCCUCUGAUGAUUUGAUUAAUCAACAACUUCAGAACUUAAAGACCAUGCAAACUCGGGUGUUCGUGGUACACAUGUUACCGGCUCUUGCUUCACGGUUCUUCAAGAAAGCCGAUGAAGCUAGAAUGAUGACUCGAGGGUCUGCAUGGAUCAUCACUGAUGUGCUCACUAUCCAUUUCAAUCAUUUGGUUCCCGAAGAUAGAAAGUUUAUGCAUGGUGUGAUAGGUGUGAAGCCUUAUAUACCACCAUCAAAGCAGCUAACCCACUUUCAUAAGAGAUGGAGGAGGAGGUUUCAGAAAGAAUACCCUGAAAUGGAUAGAAUAUUUGAGCUUGAUGUGUUUGGAAUAUGGUGGUAUGAUUCUGUUUUUGCACUAGCAACCUCAUUACAGAAAGUUGAAACCGAAUUAAUUGGUACCACUUUUAAGAGACCAACGAAGGCCUCGACGGACUUGACUGCCAUUGGAACAUCAGAAAUGGGAGCCUCGCUCGUUUCAAUCAUCCGAAAUACAACGCUUAAAGGGCUGCUGAGCGGCGAUUUUCAGGUGAUAAAUGGACAACUACGAAUAAUAGCGUACGAAAUAGUGAAUGUGAUCGAGAAGAACGAGAAACGAAUCGGGUUUUGGAAUUCAAAGAAUGGAAUCACAUCAAACCAACCAAGCUACAAUGAGAGCAUGAAUUACACAACUAACAAAGAUGAUUUUGGAGCUAUCAUAUGGCCUGGUGAUAGUGUAGAAAUCCCUAAAGGUUGGGAGAUCCCAACAAGCAAGGAUGGAAAGCUACGAGUGGGGGUUCCAGGUGCAAAAGAUGGAUUUGUUGAGUUGAUUCAUGCCGAAGUAGAUCCUAAAACGAACGAGACUAAGGCGAGUGGAUUUUGCGUAGAUGUUUUCAAGGCAGUGGUAGACGCAUUGCCAUAUGCUAUAGACUACACUUUCAUUCCUUAUGGAAUUAAUGAUACUGAUCAGAGUUCUGGAGAUUACAAUCAUCUUGUUCAUCAGAUUGUUGAUCAGGUAAUUAACUAA
Messenger RNA from Cynara cardunculus var. scolymus (artichoke), 1569 nucleotides. RefSeq names its product glutamate receptor 2.3-like. Lineage: Eukaryota; Viridiplantae; Streptophyta; Magnoliopsida; Asterales; Asteraceae. The record is from RefSeq and is a predicted model, not a curated record. The transcript has 2 exons. The coding region runs from base 1 to 1569 and encodes 522 amino acids.